Molecule: messenger RNA, 680 nt
Organism: Zonotrichia leucophrys gambelii
Lineage: Eukaryota; Metazoa; Chordata; Aves; Passeriformes; Passerellidae
Gene: CIMIP1
Product: ciliary microtubule inner protein 1
Exons: 4
Coding region: 70-450 (126 amino acids)
Source: RefSeq, a predicted model, not a curated record
UGCCCGCCCACACCAGUUGCCGCCGUUGCCCCGCAACGCCCGGGCGGCCGCGGCCCCGGCCCCGGUCCCAUGGAGCCCACUGACCACACAGCCGAGAACAAAGAGUACAUCAACUACGUAGCCCAGGACAAGAGCUGGAAAAUCCGUAUUGAAACUGAAAGAGAUGCUGCAAAAAAAUGGGCUGAGAAAUGGGGAUUUUUGAAAACACCUCUUGAAGAGUUGCUUGGACCUGAAAAGAAAGAAGCUGCAAAGCCCAAGCUACAGCUUCCAGAUCACCUGCAGGUUCGACCUGUGACACCGGUGGAAAAAUACAUUAAGGUGCUUCCAUCUCCUCCAAUACCUAAAACAACCCAGGGAUUAAUUGGCUGGAGAUCAAGUGUUCCAGCACUGGCUCUUGAGCAUGAUUAUCAAGUCCAAAGCUCCAAAGGAUCUGUCAUUAGAAUGAAGUGACCAUGUGAGUCUUCUAAGUGGCAUUAUGAAAUAAAGAGGCACAAAGAUUCAUUCCUAAGGAAAUAUCCUGGAGUGGGCUGUUGUGCAUUUCUUGUCUUUGUAAAAAUCCACAAUCAUUUUGGUACAGUGUGAACAUUUUCAUUUUACUUCAUUGAAUCUAUGGCAUCCAGGCUAACUCUGCUUCAGAGCUCCUCCUUGUAACUUAGAGAUAACCAUGAAUAAACUCAGGU